AUGGCUCAGCGUAAUGUCGAAUGGUUCAGUGUACACACGUAAGGUGUAGCGUUGCGUGAAAUGGCUUGGCGCCAUGUCGAUUACCACAAUGCAAAUACAAACAGUGUAGCGUUGCGUGAAAUGGCUCAGCGUAAUGUCGAAUGGUACAGCGUACACACAAAUGGUGUAGCGUUAUGUUGA
Molecule: messenger RNA, 180 nt
Organism: Pocillopora meandrina
Lineage: Eukaryota; Metazoa; Cnidaria; Anthozoa; Scleractinia; Pocilloporidae
Source: the annotation of a GenBank genome assembly